AUGCGCUUCAUCUUGCAUCCAGGAGGCAUCGCUGCAUGCGUUUUCGUGUGGGUAUGUUGGUUGGUGGUGAAGAUCGCCACAAAUAUUCUCUUCUUCAAUGUCGCCUUCGCAGAUGUAUCCACUGCGGAAGGUUCACGAGCUAUGCGGGGGCCCCCGGGAGCGGGGAAACCGCCGCUCAUCUUUAUCGGAAACAUUUUCAAGGUAGUUUUCGAGUGCGUUACCUGGCUGGGGCUUUUUUCUCACCUGGCAACACUCUUAACGGAUCCCGGCUCGACAAAAAGGGCUCCGUCCACCCCUCCAAAGGACUUCAAGGGAGAAACAAAUUUCUGCUCUAAGUGUAAAAACCGGUGGAAACCGCCUCGCGCUCAUCAUUGCAAAGUCUGCAAGGAGUGCAUAAUGAAGAUGGAUCAUCACUGUCCCUGGGUCAACAACUGCAUCGGCACCAUGAACCAGAAGUACUUCUUCCUCUUCCUUUCGUAUAUGGCUUUUCAUCAAGCAGUGGACGUCAUCUUAUCCUGGAUGGCUGGCUCCUGUACUGUUUGGGGCAUGCCUGAUCCUGAACUUAGAGAUGAGACUCGGCGAAAGCAUUCUCAUGGAGGCUUUCCUGAUGCGACACAUGAGCUGCAGGAAUUCCUCCACGAUCAAUCCAAUCCGCCCAACGAUAAAACUAAAUCAGAGUAG
This is a messenger RNA of Eimeria maxima, 681 nucleotides long. RefSeq lists its product as hypothetical. The coding region runs from base 1 to 681 and encodes 226 amino acids. The record is from RefSeq and is a predicted model, not a curated record. Gene Ontology annotation, cellular component: endoplasmic reticulum; Golgi apparatus. Gene Ontology annotation, biological process: peptidyl-L-cysteine S-palmitoylation; protein targeting to membrane. Lineage: Eukaryota; Apicomplexa; Conoidasida; Eucoccidiorida; Eimeriidae. Gene Ontology annotation, molecular function: protein-cysteine S-palmitoyltransferase activity. The transcript is spliced from 6 exons.